AUGCUCGGGGGUCUUCAUGGCCGACAGAUUAUUCAUGAAGAUAAUUCACCCAGACAACUUAAAUAUACUCCCCAACUUAAGGGUCUUCAGAUCAUCAACAGUAAUCUGAUAGAGGUAGACCCCGAACUGUUCCGGCCAAUCCCAAACCUGCAGACACUCGAUCUCUCCAACAACAAGCUCAGGUCUUUGGACUUCCUGGCUCAAGCCAACCUUCAGGCACUCGUCUGGUUGACUCUUAAUAAGAAUGAAUUGUCAAUCAUCAAUGAGACGGUUCUCCAAUCCCUCCCUGCCUUGACAUAUCUGGUCCUAAAUGGCAACCCUUUAACAUGCGAAUGCUCCAAUUACGGCUUUAACCAAUGGGUGCUGAGCAACAACCAGACGCAGGUUGUUGAUGCCUAUGGCUAUACUUGUGCCUUCCCCGUAAGCCAACAGGGAAACAAGUUCCUGGACUUUGACAUUCACUCCUGUUGGAUGAACACCAGCUUCAUCUGCUUUAUUUCCAGCACUUCUCUGAUUGUGCUUACUCUCCUUGCAUCCUUCGUGUACCACUUCCUGAGGUGGCACUUAGCCUACGCCUACUACCUCUUCCUGGCCUACCUGUAUGAUAAAAGGAGGAGGAAGACUGGCACUCCUCACCACUAUGAUGCUUUUGUGUCCUACAAUGUUCACGAUGAGGCCUGGGUCUACAAUGAGCUGGUUCCGGUGCUGGAGGAACAGCAGGGCUGGCGAGUCUGUCUGCACCACAGAGACUUUGAACCAGGUAAGCCCAUCGUAGAAAACAUUACAGAUGCAAUCUAUGGCAGCAGGAAGACCAUCUGUGUGAUCAGCCGCAAUUACCUGCAGAGUGAGUGGUGCUCCAGGGAGAUCCAGAUGGCCAGCUGCCGGCUGUUUGACGAGCAGGAGGACGUGUUGAUCCUGCUGUUUCUGGAGGACAUCCCUGCCCGGCAGUUAUCGCCGUACUACCGCAUGAAGAGUCUGGUGAAGAGCUGUACCUACCUGAGCUGGGCAAAGGCCGGGCAACAUACUGAAGCCUUCUGGAUGAAAUUAUGGCGAGCUCUGGAGACCGCUGGACGUCCCGCUGACGACGAACACACCAGACACCUCCUCACCGGACACCCCAGCGAUGUUUAGAGAGUUUUCUUUCUGUGAUCACUGAAGUUACCUUCAGAAUCAGAAAUGUGUUUGUUUGAGUUUUGAAUCCAGAAAUUAAAAAUGUUUAAAAACAA
Scophthalmus maximus (turbot) is the source of this 1226-nucleotide messenger RNA. Its product is annotated as toll-like receptor 13. Gene Ontology annotation, molecular function: protein binding; transmembrane signaling receptor activity. Gene Ontology annotation, biological process: toll-like receptor signaling pathway; inflammatory response; immune response. Lineage: Eukaryota; Metazoa; Chordata; Actinopteri; Pleuronectiformes; Scophthalmidae. The record is from RefSeq and is a predicted model, not a curated record. Gene Ontology annotation, cellular component: membrane.